Molecule: messenger RNA, 1324 nt
Organism: Physella acuta
Lineage: Eukaryota; Metazoa; Mollusca; Gastropoda; Physidae
Source: RefSeq, a predicted model, not a curated record
CUGUGAAGGCUAUAUUAUUACAAUUUGUUUUGAAGGAUUACAAUGUGAAGAGCAGGCGAGCAAGUUGGACGAAGCAAACGUUAAAGAAAAUAUUACACCAGGACAUCAUGAAGCAGAGAUCUGCUAUGGAGGUGAAGCUGACUUACACAAGCGCUAUAACAGCUGUAAGAAGAAUCCAGGUCAUGUCAACUUUAUACCUGUUAAUAAUUUUAACUUGGAUCAUCUCCCCUUACUUUACCGUGACGACAUCAUGUUGGAAGUAAUCAAAGCUUUGUCUGCCCUAACGGUCUUGAUAAAGGUCAAAUACACCAGUCGAAAAAGGCCAAAGUCAGUUCAAAACUUUAGUGGACAAUAUCCAUGUUAUAACUUGAGAGGAAGAAGUGACGUGUUGAGAGUAGGUACGGGAAUGGUGGUUUGGGUACAAAAGUACACAGAGAGUGACAACAAGGGCACUUGUCCAUGUGUCAAGUGUCAACACUCGGACACACCCAGCAAGGUGUGGGGGGUGGUUAAUGUGCAGACAGCCAGACACGUGGUGUUUGAUGCCAGUGAGGUGAGACAAUCCAGGUGUGUUGUAGGCUACGAUGACAAUAAAAGUCCUGGGGUCAGUCUUGAUGGCUGGGAUGUGAUGUUCCAUAAUAUAAACAUUGAGGGAGACUGGUACAACUUUAAGUGUGUGUCGUGUGACCUGGAGUUGAUUGAAAAACUUGACACAACCAGACGUCACUUUCAAGAUCUGUUUUUGAAAGUCAGGGACAAAUACAGGAGAUUCGCGUUGUUAGGCAAGUUGACCGUUAUAGUGUCACAUCCUCAUGGCUGUCCUAAACAGGUCUCUGUAGGACAAUGGACUCGUAAAACUGUGAGGGAAGCGGAGUACGUUAAGUACAAUAAGUACACGUACACAACCUGUACAUGUCCUGGCUCCAGUGGAGCGGUUGUCUUCAGACCGGGAUAUGUUGGCUAUUCGUACCACCCACACAGUGGAUCAAACCCAGAGGAAAAUUAUAGUGCGGAAGCUCAGUUUUGACAUUUAUUUGAAGUUGGUCUGCACGUAGAAAUCAAACUUUUUAAUUCAUUUGACAUCAAUUUGUUAGAAAAAUAUUGUUUGAAAGAGUUAUAAGAAACAAAAUCAAAUGUCAUGUCUCAUUUAACUUUCUAUUACUUCCAACUUGAAUUUUUUACUGCUCGUAUUUUAACUGUGCACAGACAAAUAUAGGCCCAAUUAAGUUACAGAGAAAAGAAAGAUUAAUCCAGAAUAUUUCAUUUUUAUGCAAUAAAAUUAAAUGACACAUGAGCUGAAAAAAAUGUGUUUUGUGAACAUAUU